AUGGUGAAACCAACCUUGGAAUUUAAUUAUGAUAUCUCCUGCCCCUUCGCCUACAUCGCAUCCACCCGCGUAGAAGCCCUGGCAUCUCGCGCGGGUGCGACUCUGGUAUGGCGGCCCGUCCUCUUAGGCGCCAUCUACCGCGCUACAGCAGCACCGCAAGGCGCAUCGGGCUCCGCGUCUGAUGUAUUCAAUCCUACUAAGAAAGCUGUAGCCGCGGCAUCUAUGCAGCGCACUCUACGUCGGUACAAGAUUAGGUACAAUCCGCCGCCACAGCAUCCGCGUAAGACGGUCAAUGCUCUGAGAUUAUUGUACGCGGUAGAAGGAGAGGAGCGAAGAGUGUUGACCAAGAAACUCUUUGAGGCGUAUUGGGUAGAAGGGAGAGAUGUCAGUGAUGGCGUCGAAUUGUUGAAAAUAGUGAGAGAGAGUGGUAUAAAGUCUGCGACAGGGAUCUCUGAGAAGACUUUCGGUGACGCCAGUGCAAGACGAGAGUUGGAGAAAGCGACUGCGGAUGCGAUCGAACGUGGUGCUUUCGGUGUGCCUGGAUUCUGGAUCCCGGAGGAGUCUUGGGUUGAUGUUAGCGGCGAGAAAAGAAAGGGAAGGUUCUACUGGGGUCAAGACCGAAUGCACUUCGUGGAGGCCACUCUGAGUGCUUUAAGGAGCGGUGGCCCUUGGGAACACGUAAACAUUCUGAAGAGCCUCAUGCCAAGGUGCAUUCCCGAUCACAAGAUCAGCAAUAAAGUAAGAGUGGAGUUCUGGUACGACUUCAGUAGUCCCUGGGCGUUUCUCGGUUGGACCCAGCUUGAGCGUCUCAAGCGGACAUUCGGCGCCAAUCUGGAGAUCGUCAUGAAGCCUUUCUUGUUGGGUAUCCUGUUUCGAGAGAUUGGUGCCCCAAAUCUUCCCUCUAGCGCUAUCUCGCCUACGAAAGCUGUUUGGGCGCGACAAGACCACGGUGACUGGGUCCGAUUUUGGAAUGCGAUCAAUGCGCAGGAAGGCAAACCAGACAAGAACAUAGAUUUUCACUGGGCCGAAAUAUUUCCUAUACGCACUCCGACAGUACUUAGAUGCGCCAUUGUAGACCCGCAGACAGUACCAGUCCUUUAUCGUGCUUGCUGGGAGAGCAAUGCAAACGUAGCUGACGACUCUGUCCUCGUCGAGGUUCUUACGAAAGGAGGUUUCGAUGGCGCUGGGCUGCUGAAGAAAGCGAAUGCACCAGAUAUCAAGCAGAAACUCCGAGAUUCUACUGCAGAGGCCAAAAAUCUGGGGAUCUGCGGGGUGCCGACUUAUCGUGUCUUCCGACAGAAUUUGAAUCGUGAAUGGGAACAUGUUGGUGGCCUCGUCUGGGGUCAAGAUGAAAGUAACGUGGUGGAAGACCUCAUUGCAGGCUGGAGUGGCGAAGGUACCGCUGCCCUCGCAGAGCCACGGAAAACGACAGUGUCAGACAAGAUAACAGGCUCCCGACUCUAG
Messenger RNA from Paraphaeosphaeria sporulosa, 1464 nucleotides. RefSeq names its product thioredoxin-like protein. The record is from RefSeq and is a predicted model, not a curated record. Gene Ontology annotation, cellular component: peroxisome; mitochondrion. The transcript is spliced from 4 exons. Gene Ontology annotation, molecular function: glutathione transferase activity; glutathione peroxidase activity. Gene Ontology annotation, biological process: glutathione metabolic process. Lineage: Eukaryota; Fungi; Ascomycota; Dothideomycetes; Pleosporales; Didymosphaeriaceae. The coding region runs from base 1 to 1464 and encodes 487 amino acids.